GUUGAGUAGGAGGGAAGCCUACAAAAGGGAAGACUCGGGCAUGAGUUCUCAGAGACACCUGGCUAGAAAGAGAGAGAAAGAGAGAGCGGCGGAGUGUGAAAGAGUUAAGGAGGGACACAACUUAUUAAUGAGUAACACACACAUGUUGAUUUCCAAUUUCCUGCUUUAGCUCACAUUUAAAAGACAGGAAAGAGCGGACGAAAAGACACAUGCAAGUGAACUGCUGAGCGAGUGAAGUUUUCACACCUCGACUUCUGUAGCAGACAGACCCUCAAAAUGACUCGUUCCUUGAGAGAGUUGGUGAAGGAGUACAUGUCAGAUCGGCGAGUGCGCAAAUAUCGCCUGGUGACCAAAGACGGACGCUGCAACAUCGAGUUUGGCAACGUGAUGCACCGAAACCGCUUCGCCUACGUCCUGGACAUAUGGACCACCUUCGUAGAGACCCGAUGGCGGUUCGUCAUCUUGCACUUUGUGGCGUCCUUCACCCUCAGCUGGUUCAUCUUCGGCCUCUUCUGGUACUGGAUCGCCAGAGACCACGGCGACUUGAAGUGGCAGAAUCCCCACGAAAAUCACACGGCUUGCAUCUACAGCGUCAACACCCUGACUUAUGCCUUCCUCUUCUCGCUGGAGACCCAGACCACCAUUGGUUUUGGAAAUGUGUACAUCACCGACGUCUGUCCGGGAGCCGUGGCUCUGAUCAUAAUUCAGAGUCUUAUGGGCGCCAUAAUCAACUGCUUCUGGGUCGGUGUAAUUAUGACAAAAAUCUCCCUUCCCAAGAAGAGAGCCAAGACCAUAACCUUCAGUGACUCUGCAGUUAUCUGCCCCAAAAAGGGCACCCUUUGCCUUCAAAUCCGUGUAGCCAACCUGCGCAAGACCUUGAUGAUCGGUAGCCAGAUUUACGGCAAGCUCCUGAGGACCACAGUCACCCCCGAAGGUGAGACCGUCAUCUUGGACCAGGUCAGCAUUGACUUCAUGGUGGACGCCGGCAAGGACAACCUGUUUUUCGUGUGUCCAAUGACACUAUACCACGUUAUCGACAAAACCAGCCCGUUCUUCGGCAUGGCGGUGGACACUCUGCAUCAGCAGGAGUUUGAGCUCGUGGUGUUUCUCGACGGCACGGCCGAGUCCACCAGCUCCUCCUGCCAGGUCAGGACUUCCUACAUCCCUCAGGAGAUCAUGUGGGGCUACGACUUCCUCCCGAUCAUCUCCCGCAGCAAAGAGGGAAAGUACCGCGUGGACUUUUCCAACUUCGCCAAGGUGGUGCCCGUACCGACCGCUCAUUGCGCCUACUGCUACCACAACGAGGCGGGACACCAUCACCACUCCAUCGACGGCAUUGAUAACCAGGGCUUUGAGGUGAUCGACAUCGAGAUGCCCAACAUCACCAAAAUGUAAAGCUUUUUGCCUGACAUGUACUGAGCAACGUUGUGAGGUCACUAUCUUGCACUAAACUAGAAACACUGGACACAAAUGCGUUCUGUCUCUCAUAGAGAGCACAAGAGCCAAGACGAGUGUUUUAUCUUUUGAAAAUCCCCCAUCUACCCACUGAAAAAUGAAGAGCAGUGGCAUACUCCAUGAAAAGUAUUUAUUAUUUUAAAGAGCAGCUAGCAUUCAAGACUCUCUGACAAGAUUGGAAAUAUAAAAGUGUGAACUGUCCUUGAAGUAACAGUAGAACUGUCUUCUGUUCCGUGUUAAUUAGGAAAGAGAGUAUUAACUGAAAGUUCAUUAAUAUGAGACUGACUUUUAUUAUUGUCAAGUAUUUCAAAUACCAGUGAACAAGCUGAUGCUUUCAUGUCCCGAAUCACUCUGGGACGGUGUAUUUCUUUGUAAAUUAGUAGA
Molecule: messenger RNA, 1839 nt
Organism: Cyprinus carpio (common carp)
Lineage: Eukaryota; Metazoa; Chordata; Actinopteri; Cypriniformes; Cyprinidae
Product: ATP-sensitive inward rectifier potassium channel 1-like
Exons: 2
Coding region: 277-1395 (372 amino acids)
Biological process (GO): regulation of monoatomic ion transmembrane transport; potassium ion import across plasma membrane
Cellular component (GO): plasma membrane
Molecular function (GO): ATP-activated inward rectifier potassium channel activity
Source: RefSeq, a predicted model, not a curated record